Choloepus didactylus (southern two-toed sloth) is the source of this 1994-nucleotide messenger RNA. RefSeq names its product reticulon 2 (gene RTN2). The record is from RefSeq and is a predicted model, not a curated record. NCBI's taxonomy places the organism in Eukaryota, Metazoa, Chordata, Mammalia, Pilosa, Megalonychidae. The transcript has 10 exons. Bases 157 to 1569 code for a protein of 470 amino acids.
GGCGGCGGCAGCGGCGGCGGCGGCUGGAGCGGUCCAAGAGGAGGAGAAGGAUGGGGGCUGCGGCGUGGGCGCGGCGGAGAUGAGCGCUCGCGGCCCCGGGCCCAGGGCGGCGCGGCCGGAGUGGGCGGGGGUCCCGAUGCAGGCCCGAGGAGGGCCAUGGGGCAGGUCCUGCCGGUCUUCGCCCACUGCAAAGAAGCUCCGUCUACAGCCUCCUCUACCCCUGAUUCCACCGAGGGAGGAAACGACGACUCGGAUUUCCGGGAGCUGCACACAGCCCGGGAAUUCUCGGAGGACGACGAAGAGGAGACGACAUCGCAGGACUGGGGCACCCCUCGGGAGCUGACCUUCUCCUACAUCGCCUUCGACGGCGCGGUGGGCUCCGGGGGCCGUCGGGACUCGGCUGCACGUCGCCCGCGUCCCCAGGGCCGCUCCGUCUCAGAGCCGCGAGACCCGCCCCCUCAGCCUGGCCUGGGCGACAGCUUGGAGAGCAUCCCCAGCCUGAGCCAAUCCCCGGAGCCCGGACGCCGCGGAGCCCUCGACGCCGCCCCUCCUGCUGAGCACCCCCUGGAGGAUCUGCGGCUCCGUCUGGACCAGCUGGGCUGGUCGGCGGGGGGAGGAGCGGGAUCCGUGGAGGACUCUGCCACCAGCAGCUCCACCCCGCUGGAAGACGAGGAGCCCGACGGAACCGAGGCGGGAGAGUCUGCGGAAGAACUGGAUCUACAAAUCCGUCUGGCUCAGUCCUGUCUGCCCGAGGUCUUGACUUCCCAGUCCAGCCCGGGCCCUGGGACCCCCCAGGCCGGCACCCCAUCCCCAUCCCGAUCUCGGGAUUCGAACUCUUGGCCUGAUGAGCCCCUGCUGGACCAGAAGGAAGAAGAACCGUGGGGGCAGCUGGAGCGGGAGCCAAUCAAGGGGCAGUGCCUCGUUAGCACGGACCAAUCAGGAUUCAUAUUGGAACCACACCUAGUGGCGGACCUGCUAUAUUGGAAGGACACGAGGACGUCAGGAGUGGUCUUCACGGGUCUCAUGGUCUCCCUCCUCUGCCUCCUGCACUUUAGCAUUGUGUCUGUGGCCGCCCACGUGGCCCUUUUGCUGCUCUGCGGCACCAUCUCUCUCAGGGUUUACCGCAAAGUGCUGCAGGCCGUGCACCGGGGGGACGGCACCAACCCCUUCCAAGCCUACCUGGAUGUGGACCUGACCCUGACCCGGGAGCAGACCGAACGUCUGUCCCAGCAAAUUGCCUCCUGCGUGGUCUCUGCGGCCACGCAGCUGCGGCAUUUCUUCCUGGUCGAAGACCUCGUGGACUCCCUCAAGCUGGCCUUCCUCUUCUACAUCUUGACCUUCGUGGGCGCCGUCUUCAAUGGUUUGACUCUGCUCAUUCUGGGAGUGAUCAGCCUAUUCACUGUCCCUCUGCUGUACCGGCAGCACCAGGCCCAGAUCGACCAGUAUGUGGGGUUGGUGACGAAUCAGUUGAGCCACAUCAAAGCUAAGAUUCGAGCUAAGAUCCCAGGGGCAGGAGCCCUUGCCUCCGCUGCAGCAGCAGUCUCCGGAUCCAAAGCCAAAGCUGAAUGAGAGGCUGUGUCUGCCCACCGGCCGCUUGCCCCACCCUCAGCAGCCCUCAGCGCCCCCUCCCCCAGCCCCCUCCGGUCCCCACUCUGUCCGCCCCAGGCCCCAGCCAUUUCCCGGUGGGUGUCAGGAUCCCUCACUCCAGGGAGUUUGCGCGGAUUCCCUGAGCAGACCGGACUACGUUUCCCAAGAGGCUCUGCUCUAGGAGUCCAGGAAAGGCGAGGUAUCUUGGCCGCGAGGCCUGCUGGGACUCGUAGUUCCCUAGACAGGGCACCCGUCCUGCACUUCCGCGACCUCGCCGCUGGAGGCGCCGUGAGGGGUUGGUGUCUCCUGGACGCCGCGGGGGCUCCAGGCGCCGGGGCUUUGCAUGGUGCCCAGAGGAGGCUGAGCUUUGAUCUACACUGUAAUAAAGACUCCUGUGGAAAACCGAA